AUGAGAUCCCAAUUCAAAGAUGAACACUCUCUUGAAAAGAGAAAGGUCGAGGCCAUGAGAAUCCUUAAGAAGUUCCCUGACAGGAUUCCUGUCAUUUGUGAGAAGGUUGAAAAGUCCGAUAUUCAAGAAAUUGAUAAGAGAAAGUACUUGGUGCCAUCAGAUUUGACUGUUGGUCAAUUUGUGUACGUUAUCAGAAAGAGAAUUCAAUUGCCACCAGAAAAGGCCAUCUUCAUUUUCAUCAAGGAUAUUUUGCCACCAACCGCUGCUUUGAUGUUGUCAAUUUACGAAGAACACAAGGAUGAAGAUGGAUUCUUGUAUGUGUUAUAUUCGGGGGAAAACACUUUUGGUGAUGUAUUUGAAGAAAUAAAGGAUGAAGAGUAA
Messenger RNA from Saccharomycopsis crataegensis, 381 nucleotides. It is a transcript of the gene ATG8, whose product is annotated as ubiquitin-like protein ATG8. The coding region runs from base 1 to 381 and encodes 126 amino acids. NCBI's taxonomy places the organism in Eukaryota, Fungi, Ascomycota, Saccharomycetes, Ascoideales, Saccharomycopsidaceae. Gene Ontology annotation, cellular component: cytosol; fungal-type vacuole membrane; autophagosome. Gene Ontology annotation, molecular function: phosphatidylethanolamine binding. The transcript has 2 exons. Gene Ontology annotation, biological process: cellular response to nitrogen starvation; macroautophagy. The record is from RefSeq and is a predicted model, not a curated record.